Messenger RNA from Heterobilharzia americana, 5976 nucleotides. NCBI's taxonomy places the organism in Eukaryota, Metazoa, Platyhelminthes, Trematoda, Strigeidida, Schistosomatidae. The record is from the annotation of a GenBank genome assembly.
AUGCAUAAGUGUUGUCUUAAGGGAGAAGAGAAAGAAACAUUCUGUAGAAAUGGACAGUUAGAUGUUUAUACCCAUCGAACACAUUUACAAAACUGGCAGUGUGUCAGAUCUACCAAGAAAGAGACAGUUCCAAUUGUCUGUUCGAAGGCAGUGAAAAUCAAGUAUGGUGAAUGCAGACCUCAAACCUGUCGGAGACCUGUAUUUCUAAUCAAAUCAGUAGCUGAUCCAAACAACUGUAAAUGUAGACAACACCAAAUUGUUAAAGAAGAGCGAGAAUGUUGUUGCCUUAGAAGAUCUCACCAGCGUCUUCUAUGUGUUGGGAACUGCAAAGUAGUCAUACAACAAAAAUAUAAAUUUGAUGCCGUCAAUGAGCGUUGUGUCAAAGAAAACUUUAUCCGCCGUAAAUGUCCUAAAUGUCCAAGUCCUAAUGUACUUGAAGGCACAUGCGACACAACUGGGACAUGCUUAAAACCAAUUCGUCAUAUCAAUUAUGUGAUCAAAGGAUGUCAGUGUCAAAGUGUAGAGCAAAUUCGUCAUGUACGCUGUUGCUGUCCAGCUCCAAGACAAUUGGGAAGCAAAUGUUUAGCAGACAAAGGAAUUAUCCAAAAUAAAAAUAUUUACUAUGAAUUGGAAAAAGAUCGUUGCAUAAAGCGCGUAAAAAUUGAAGAGAAACAAGUAAUCUGUCCCCAAAACAUAGAAAAAAAUUUAUCAGGGGAAAAUCAGUUCUGUGAUCCAAAUUCAUGUCUGCAGAUUGUAACAACCUUUAAAUGGAGCAGAAUAGGAUGUAAAUGUAUCAAACAACUGUUGACUGUACCACAAGUGUGUUGUUGUACAAAUCGUAUAGCUCAAAGUAAAAAGAACUGCUUACCAAAUGGAACCAUCAGAUUGACUAUUCAAAACUGGAAAUUCAACAAUGGACAAUGUAUCAAAGUGAACACAGUCAAAGAUCUACCACCUCCUUUAUGUAAACCUCAAGAAGUGACAUCAUUGGGUCCAUGCGACAAAACAUCUGGGAUGCAGCCUAUUUUGGUGACGCGAUCUGUGAUUGAAGAGUGUGAAUGCAAAUUAGUGUACAGAGAGAAACGUGACAGGAUAUGUGCUUGUGAAGCUCCCACAAUUCAUGUCAAACCGUGUGAUCGGAUCACCUGUCUUCAACAAACCACUACAAUAAAAUGGGCACUUGAAGCAAAAGAUAAUAAAUGUCAUCGUUUACAUCCUGAGAUCAAAAUGCGACCGUGUUGUUGUCGACGUGAAAUUGCAAAAGACAGUAUAUUCAAAAAGUGCAUUCCCACCAGCGGUAAAACUGAAAUCACUAAUCGAACUUACCAUUUUAAUAUCAAGAGAGAAAUCUGUGAAUUCAAAGACCAGAAGAAAUAUACCGAUCUAUCUUGUCCAACUGAAGCAAAUGUUAUCAAAGGUGCUUGUAAUCUAGCCAACGGAAUUGCUUUAGACAGUAUCACUUCAUGGGAAAAAAUAACAUCACAAUGCAAAUGUGUUCAAAGAACAAAAUAUCAGAAACGAAUAUGCUCAUGUAAACACUUGGAUAAAACCAUGAAAAAUCCCAUUUGUUCUGAACUACAUGGUAUGUUAGUGAGAAAGAAGACGGCUCAUACGCUUGAGAAUGGAAUAUGUUUACCGAAAGUAAUCUGGCUGAAGAAAGUUGUAGUAUGUUCAAGUCACAAAAAUGUGGAUAAAAAAUGUGAUCCUGUCACAUGUAAUCAACUGACCACUAUUAGUUGGUUCGACCGAAAAGAGUGCAAAUGUGUGAAGAAGGUGCAAUUUAUUCAGGGAAAGUGCUGUUGCCCUAAACCAGUAGAGUACCGCGAAUGUCAUCAAAACGGAAGUCUAUUAAUCAUUAAAAAAGUAACAUAUAACCUAGAUGAAGAAAAAGGAAUAUGUAUCAACCAAACGGACCAGAUACGUAAGGAUGUCGUAUGCAGUGUACAUGGCCCGCGAUUUAUAAAACGUAUAUGUGAUCGACAAACCUGUCAUCCUAUUACCAUCUUACUCAAAACGGUCUUAAAAAACUGUCAAUGCCAGAGAAUGAUACGAAAAAUUGCUCAUCCUGAUAUACAAUGCUGUUGUUCAGAACCAAGAUUUCAGGAAAAAUGUGAUGAAAACUACGGUAUCAUAUCACGAGUAACUUAUCGGUAUGAAUUGUUCAAAAGACAAUGUAUUACAAGAAAAUUCGUUGAUCAGAACAAAGUUGCCUGCCCUGAGGAGAAGGUCACGCGAGGUCAGUGCGACGUGAUAACGAAGUUGAGGCCUGUUCAACGGCGUUUCCAUACUAUUGUUGGUUGUAAAUGUCAAGUGAAGAUCGAAUCCAAAAUGGAACCAUGUACUUGCCCAUUACCAGUAUUAGUAAAGGAGAAUUGUACUGCAGGCAGAAUUUCUAGUAGAGUUUGGCGUUUGUCAUACAGUCUAAAAAGAAAUGAAGGAUCUAACAAAGUGGCUUGCGAACAAGAAAAGGAAUACUUGUUUAAAGAACCUUGUCAUUGUCGACCACCGAAAAUUUCAAAAAGAUGUGUAGGUGACAAUAUUAUUUACAUGAAACAAGCGGAACAUCUCAUUAACAGAAAUGACAGAAAGUUUUGCGCUAUUCGCCAUUUCAUGAAAAAGGUUCCUGUCACUUGUCGAGUAAAUGCUGUACGAGUUAAAGAAGAACAAUGUGAAAACGAUUUAAAACGUGUUACAUUUAUGCACGAAACUUUGGACAAAAAAACAUGUGAAUGUAAAAGUCAAGUGAAAAUUGAAUAUGAAAAAUGCGGUUGUGAAAAGGAUAACCGCGUAACAGAAUCUUGUCAAAAUGGAGUACGAGUAACUAACAAAGAAAUUGUGGUUUUCAGUCAGUCAUUAGGACGAUGUGUAAAAUCGAAUGUGCGCAGUGUACAUCCCGUAGUAUGUGCAACUAAACAUCAGGUAAUCAAAUCCAGUGGCUGUGCUAUUGAACGUCAAGAUGGAAUUUACCAGUCAGAAGAAAUACGGUGGGAACAAGUAUUAAACUGUAAAUGUGUCGUUAAACGGCGUCAAAUACUUCGUCUUUGCGCAUGCCCUAAACCAUCAAUCGAGAAACAGUGUUUGGAUACUGUCAAUUUAGUAGUCUACAAAAAUACAUUUAUGCACAUAGGUGGUCAGUGCUUACCAAAUCAAGAAGUUGUAACCACCGAAACUCGUUGCCAAGAAAAAGCUCAGAUAGUUGAAAGAUCAACAUGUGAGAAACAACCAAUGGAUAAAUCUGAUAUAACUAGACCUGUUUGUUUGGAAACACUGAAGAUUAGUGUACCAACUAUAGUGAACUGUAAAUGUAAACCGAAGAUUAUACAAAUCCAACGUCGAUGCUGUACAAGUGAACCGAAAGUGAAACAGAUAUGUGAUUCAGUUAGAGGUAGAUGGGUCAAAGUGAUUGAAAAAUAUGUCCUGGCACCUGGAUCGAUAUUAUUUAAAAGAGAUGACUUAGUUGUAUACGAUCAAAUUCAAAAGGUGACUAGUGAACAACAAGACCAAACUGUUAAAACUGGUCUACUAACCAAAGUCAAAACACACUACAAACGAAUCGGAUGUGAAUGCAAACCAGUGAAGGAAAUCACCCGAGGAAGAUGCGGUUGUCCACCGAAGCGACAAUGGAUUUCUGAAUGUAAACAAGAUUUCCGUUAUCGUCGAACAAUUCUGUUCAAACAAAUUAAUGGAACAUGUGUUCGACAGGAGAAAAUUGGUAAACAGCGCUGUGACUGCCCGAAACCUAUCGAUCGUGUUUACUGUGAUGGCAAUGGACGUUGGGUAAAAUGCACCACACAAUAUGUAUACAAUUCUAAAACACAUGUAUGUCGGUUGUUAAAACACUGUGUACGUUGGCAUGAUGAAUGUCCACGUCCUACAAAUCGUAUCGCUUCACCCUGUAAUCUACAAACACAGUUUAAACAUUUAAUCCAACAUGUACAAUUUGUGAAGAAUAGAACUAGUUGUAAAUGUGAUGCAGUCGUUAAAAAUCAGUGGAUGGAAUAUUGCAAAUGUGACCAACUGAAUCGAAAAGUUCACCAUUGUCGAAAUCACAACACUCGGACUGUCGGAUACUUGAAAUAUUCACUGGUAAAAGGAGAUUGUGUACCGAAACGGAUGAAAUAUUCUCAGCAACUCAGUAAAUUUCAUCAUAAACAGUCUGGUAUUCUCAGAAACAAAUGUGGAUUCAUGGAAUUCAAAUGUCCAUCGAAAAUUUAUAAUUCUGGUCCAUGUUAUAAAGGUGUCGUCAGGAAAAAAAUUAUCGUUUUUAAACGAACACCUGAUUGUAUCUGUUUACCCUUUGUUUACAAUAUGCUGAAAAAAUGCCCCUGUGGUCCUCCUUCGAAAGUACUUUAUACCUGCUCUAAUCAGAAACAAGUAGAAGUUGAAUCUAAAGCGAAAAAGCGAUCAGUUCAUCUUGAUACUUCAAGUGGUUCAAAAUGCGGUAAAAAUCAACAUUUCGUGGUGGAUCGAAACCCAUGUCCAGAAACUUGUGAAGGAAAGUUCUUUGGUGUAGAAUCAAAGUGUAGUUACAUAUCUUCCGGUCCUGGUUGUCAAUGCCGUCCAGGUUAUAUGCGUGAUGGUAGUUUGUGUGUACGUCCAAGCCAAUGUGGUUGCUUAGAUUCUGUUUGCAUUGAUCGUGAACCUACUGAGAAAUGCAAAUUAUGGAAGGCUGAAGGUCGAUGCCUAAAGGAUCAAGCAAUUAUGCAUCGAGUUUGUCGAGCAACAUGUCAGCAGUGUGAACGGCCUUGUGAAGAUCAAAUAGCCACAUCACAAUGUGAACUGAUCAAGAAACGGGGUGAAUGUCAAAUAGAUUUCUAUAAAUCAAUAUGCAUGCUUACAUGCUCACCCCACAAUUGUAGAUGCCCAAAAUGUCAUAUAGAAGGUGGACCAUGUAAUCCAGUUACCAAGAACAUCGAACUCCGUCACAUAUGCUAUAGACUUCAAAGCAACGGCACGUGUAAACCAUUAAUAACAAGGAGGUAUAGACCAUGCGGAGAAUGUCCAACACUAGUCAUGCGAAUUCCAGAAAAAUGCAACUUCUGUAAAGGAUUCGUACUAGGCUUGAGAAGGUGCCUUAUGGUUGAACGUACACAUAAAGAACGAUGCUCAUGCAAAACAAUAAGUUUGGCGGUGAAAACUUGUCGUGAUAACAAUAUUCCUGUGGUUAAAACAAUGGUUCGAGUGCAAACAUCAUGCGACAAAUGCAUGUACAGAAAAAUUAACGCUUUAGGCAAACGUGUUGAAUGUAAAAAACAUUGGAUAAAACGUGGUAAAUGUGAAAGAACACAUCUGGGACAAAUUGGUCUUACUCGAAAAGUGAUUUAUGCUAGACAAAUUACUAAGAACUGCAAAUGUCAACUGAUUUCUCGUGAGGAACGAGAAAUAUGUGGCUGUCCUCUACCGAAGCGCUCCAAUCCUAUUUGCAUAGCUGAUAAAGAUCAACUUGCAGUGAAAACCACUUAUUAUAAACCAAACAAAACUCACUGUGUGGAAUAUACUAAUGUUAGUUGGAUUCCAAAAAUACCCUGUCCACCAGCAAAUGGAAAGUCUAUGGUGGGGAAAUCAGGUCAAUUUUACUGCAAUCUGAAUACAUGUGAGCGAAAAUGGACAGGUAGUGUAUGGAUUCGGGAGAAGUGUAAGUGCAAAAGCAUAGAAGUUACUCAUCACGCUGGAAAAUGCUGUUGCCCUAAGCCUGAAUAUACCCAGUCUGAUUGUCAAAACGGAUUGUCCGAUGUCACUCAUAUCAAUUACAGCCUCGUAAAUGGUAAUUGCCAACGUCACAUCUUUCGAUUCACAAUACGAUGUAAUUGUCCGAAUUCUAAAAGCUCUGUACACUGCGAUGCAGAAAGCGGCAUUAAAACCAUGAAAACUAUCAAAUAUGAAAUGAAAAAAGAUGGAACGUGUAAACAAAUAGAAAUAAUUGAAUCUCAUCGGAUAAGUAAGCAUGUUGGUGAUCGACUUUCUCAUAUUAUUUAA